AAGGUUUAAGUCAACAAGAAAUUACACUGAAAAUGAUUGCAAAAAUUUGAUCCUAGCAUGACUAUUAAGGCUUUACCACUACGGAGAGAGAAAAAAGAAAAUCAUUCCUUGGUAAAGGCGACAAAGAGAAAUUACAGAAACUGAGGGAAGUUUGAAGAUAUGGAAGAAAAUCUUGUGCAGAAAUCCCUGGCAUGGCUACAAAGUCUUGUAAAAGGUGCCAUAGGCCAUGGGUUGGAGACCAGAACCCUUGAAGGACUGCGCAUGAUCCAAGCUGAAAAGGGAUUUAUACGAUUUGAUCUCAUCGUGCCAAGUCUUGCUUCAGAUGCUGAUGGGAAUUGGCAUGUUGGAGCUAUAGCAACCUUGAUUGACAUUGUUGGAGCUGUUGCUAGUUACUCUGUUGCCCAGCGUGUCAUAACUACCCUUGAUGUCAGCAUUUCAUAUUAUUCAACAGCUAAGAUUCAAGAACAUGUGGAGAUAGAUGCAAAGGCUAUUGCAAACAGAGGAACGCUUACACAAGUGAUCGUGGAAGUUAAAAGGAAAGGAAAUGGGGAGCUAAUUGCUUUAGGAAAACAGUGGAUGGCUUCAAACAGACUCCCUGUUUCUGAAGUGAGUAAGCUUUGAGAACUAAAACAUGUUACUUAAGAUAAAAUAAUUAAGAUGUACUUUUUUUUAAAGGGGAUUGAAAGAUUUUAAUAAAAGAGAAUUAAGUAACUUUUUGGUUUUAUUUGGUUAAAUUGAAGAAUUGUGAUUGUCUAUUAUCUCAAACCAUAUGUAAAUUUUUGCCACUGAAUUGAGGAGUCAUUAAACCCCCCACCCUGGAUAUCCGCUAAAGAGAGGCUAUUUUGGUGAUACCUUUGAGCUGUCAAAGGGAACCAGAUAGGCUGGUGUGGCCUCACAAUGAGAGUGGUUUAUAUGCUGUGAUGUCUGGGUUAUAGGUAGACUUGGCAAUUCGAGUAUUCAUAUUGUGUAAAACACUAAUAAUUCGUGUAUUUAUGUUGUGUUUUACAUGAAAAUUGCUGGUCACAAUUCGUGUCGAUACGAAAAACA
Durio zibethinus is the source of this 1047-nucleotide messenger RNA. RefSeq lists its product as uncharacterized. The record is from RefSeq and is a predicted model, not a curated record. NCBI's taxonomy places the organism in Eukaryota, Viridiplantae, Streptophyta, Magnoliopsida, Malvales, Malvaceae. Gene Ontology annotation, molecular function: fatty acyl-CoA hydrolase activity.